This is a messenger RNA of Apis dorsata (giant honeybee), 1250 nucleotides long. RefSeq lists its product as uncharacterized. The coding region runs from base 428 to 925 and encodes 165 amino acids. The record is from RefSeq and is a predicted model, not a curated record. The transcript is spliced from 2 exons. NCBI's taxonomy places the organism in Eukaryota, Metazoa, Arthropoda, Insecta, Hymenoptera, Apidae.
AAAAAAAUUUUCCAUCCUCUCAGCAGAAUAACUCCGGUCCGACCAUUAUCGUUCAAUACUACUUGGCCACCACUCGUGUCGGCAGACGCGAGCUCAACUCCGAGGGGGAAAGAGGGAUAGGAUUAAACGCGAUCCAUCGCGCGACGACUCAUUGGUUUUUCGCCCCUCGUCGUCGUCGUGGCGAAACCGACAAACUUUCGAAACUUUGGUCGGUCCGACGAAUCAACGAAAGGCGAUACACGGUGGUGCAUGCGCGAGAUAUCGACUACCGUGGCCCGUGCCAAAAGAGAGAGAGAGAGAAAAAGGAAAAGGGAAGAGAAAGCAAAGGACGGGUUGCGGGAAUAGAGAGAAAGGCAUCGCGUGUGCAAGAAGCCAGCUAGAACGAGGAGGAUGGCGAGGGUAGGGAGGCGAGAGGACGGUGUUAACGAUGUUUCGUGUAGAGAGGAGACCGGGCGCUGAAAUUACAGAUCAAGGGGUUUCUAAACAAUUACGCUGUCGGCGGGAGGUCAGGGCGAACAGCAUGAGGUUAGAGGUUACGGCUCGCAGGAUUGCGGCCUGCGGCUGGUUGCGGACGAGGGUCGAGGCUAACAGGAAGUGCUCUCUCACCGCCGGCCAAUGGUCGGGGUGGCUACAUCGGCGACCGGCCGGAGAAGCAUCAGCACCACUCCUAUCCUCUGAUAUUCCCCGGGGAGCGAAGGCUUCCAUUGUCCCUCUGGGGCGAACGGAGAUAGAUAGGUCGAGCCGGGAGAAUUCUCGUGGGGCGAGGAUAAGAGUGGGAAGGUUUAAGGGGGGUGGUGGUGAUGGUGGUGGUGGCGGUGGUGGGCAGGCCGAGUGUGUGUUGCAGGCCAAGGCAAAGCUUACCCAUGGCUAUCCACGAGAAAGGGUGUACACAGUGUUACGGCGAGGAUCGAUCGGUCGCCAAUAACCACAACUUGGAAAGUUCCCUCUCUUUGAAUGGGUGGUGAACAGGAUUGGUAGCGAUUUUCACCGGUACCGGCAACGAAGACGACCCCUCGUGAUCAUCGGCCUCUCUAACAGGGCAGAUUGCCGGUCAGAAACAUCCCCCUCCUUCCUCCCCCCGAGCCCUUCCUUCCCUACCAACGGAAUUAUUCCACGACAAGUGUUACCGAAUCGAAAGGGUAUCCCCUUUCCUCCCCCUCCCCCUCUUCUCUCUCGUGCUUUAAUCUCCUCUCGCGCCAUUAUCGGUUAGCGUGAGAGCCGGUUCCUUGAACUCGAUUCGGGGCCCUUGA